Molecule: messenger RNA, 4902 nt
Organism: Eremothecium cymbalariae DBVPG#7215
Lineage: Eukaryota; Fungi; Ascomycota; Saccharomycetes; Saccharomycetales; Saccharomycetaceae
Exons: 1
Coding region: 1-4902 (1633 amino acids)
Biological process (GO): cell redox homeostasis
Cellular component (GO): mitochondrion; cytosol
Molecular function (GO): protein binding
Source: RefSeq, a predicted model, not a curated record
AUGCCGCUGUUAUUACCCUCUUCUAGUGCAUGCUAUCCGUUGCACCUGCCAAAGUUAGACUCCGUGCAAAGCCAUGAGUUAUGUGAGCUUGAUCGAAAGAAGAUGACCUUAGGAUGUCGUACAGGAGCAGCUAUCACUUUAGCUAGAUCGUCAAUAUAUGUUCAUGGCGGGCUUACUGUCCCUUUAAAUUUAGCGGAGGUGAAUUCAAUGCAGGUUCAGCAAGAGCUGAUUCUUUACUUUGCUAGGAAAAAGACCACAAAUUUCAAAAAUCUAUGUGAAUAUAUAUCAAGAGAGACAUUUUAUCUGGACCUGGUGUCUAGGAAAUGGAUGAGAGUUCCUACUUCUUCAGGGGUUGUAGUUUCAAGGGAUUCUAACGGACAUGAGGAGGAUAAAGCGGAGGAGGACGCUGAUGGAAAGACGACAGCAAUUAUACCGACGACGACGACGACGACAGCGACACAUGCUGAGGAACAUCAAAAUGAGUCUCAUAUCGAGGAAGCGGCCGAGCGGCCUGAUAUGAGGGAACGGAUAUUUCACUCUAUGUGCUAUUGCAACGGAGCAUUAUAUGUAUUCGGGGGAUUGGUGGCUUCAUCACUUUCGGAUUAUGAAUUGGUGGCCACUAAUGAGCUUUGGAAGUUAGAUCUGCUUGAUAAAACGUGGCACUUGGAGUCCAACGAUCCUCGUGUAGCACGUCGUUUCAAUCAUGAGAUGCAUGUACUAUAUGAGUUUGAUGAUGACAAUGACACACGGCUGGUAAUCGUAGGGGGCAUGAAUAAUUUAGACAGCUUGGUUCAGAAAGUUGAUGUCUACAACUUGACUCAAAACCGUUGGGAGUCCUUCCCUGACCUGGAUAACGAAUUUGAACGCCUUACUUUACAAGGCCAAGAACAACGAGAGGAGAAUUUAGAUGUGCAAAAUAUAUAUACUAAUAUUGGAGGUGAAAGAGUCGGAAUAGCUCAGGGAUCUAAUUUUGCUCUUUUGGUGGAGGAUAAUGAAGCUCAUGUGCCUUCGCUGGCUUUUUAUUCCGUUAGUGAGACCUCUGGUAAGUCUAAUAUUAUAAAUCAAGAUAAUCCAUUAGUGGCAAUGCCGUUGAUGUCAGACGCACCUGGUAUGCGUAUGAAAACACACUUUGGCACCAAGUCUUCUCAAUGGAGAUUAAAAAUGCCUUUUAACUUGCAAUAUGCAACAGGUAUUAAGUUUGGGUAUAAUAUUAUAGUGGCAGGUUUUUAUUCAAGUUUACAAGCGGGCAAUUUCAUGUGCUUCCUCUACAAUAUCCCUUCCGGGAAAUGGACUCGUAUCAAUAUCAACUGUGAACAUUCGGAUUUAAAGAAACAUAGAUUUUGGAAGCUUUUAGUUUGGGAUUCUCAUCAUAAAGCUCUAAUACUAGGCACAUCAGAAGAUGAUAAGUGUCUCCCUAGUGUACAAAAAUUUGAUAGGAUAUUAUCGGUAAGACUUCACACUAUUAAUAUCUUCCCAUCUGUCAGAGGCUUGUCCAGUGACUCAGAAGUCCCAUUGACUUCAAAGAAACUAGGGAUUAGCGCAAGUUCCACAUUUUCUCAGAAAGAUACAACAAAGUUGAAAAUGGACCAAUUUAUAAAUUAUUCAAAAUAUAUUGUUCCACCGUCUGAGAUAACUUCAAUUAGGUCAGUAUUUCCUUCCUAUGCUAUGGUUUUAGGUAAAGACGCAUUAGAAGUAUACGGGAAGUCGCUAGCUGAUUUCGAAUUUAUUACUGAAGAAGGAGAUUCUGUCGGAGUUCCAACUUUACUAUUAAGGAAAAGAUGGGGCAGAUUUUUUGAUAAUAUAAUUGCCACAGAUUAUAGCAAAGUUUCUGCUUCCUUUGAUCAACAAUCGAGUACCAAAGAGUUAGUUAAGAGUUCUUCUGGUUCAUCUCCAAAUCUCUUUCCAGGGACAGCCGGUAAAGACCUCGGAGGGCCUGUGGAUAAUCUAUCACGGCCAAUCCAUGUUCUCAAAUAUAGUUAUACCACACCCAACCCAGUGUUGGCGAAAAAAUCAACUUCAUUAUUAUUUGGUCCUACACCUAAAAUUUCUCAUUCAAUUAGUGGCUCAACUUUAAAUGCACUAGAACUAGAUUCUCAUGAACCAGUUAUAGGCCCGAGUGUUUCUCCUGCUGCAAUGGAUAUGCAUAAGAAGCCGUCUUCCCAUGGAGUCACUAGUUCAUCCACUGGAAUGGUAUUUAGAGUUCCUUUUAAAGAGAACCCUAACAGUGGAAAAAGGCAAUCCUUCGUACAAGUGCCACCUGCAAUUACUUUGGAGCAGUCUGAAUAUUCUUCGCCAUCCAACCAGUCUCCUCCGGUUACCGACCAAAGGAGGAGAUCAUCAUAUACUGUGGGUGGUCAUCUAACUCAGUCUCAAGCAAGUAAACUUCGCCGAGCGUCACACCCUUUUGGAAGUGCACGAGAUUUUAGUGAACAUUUUACUUCGAGCCCUAUGAAUUCUAGAAAAGACUCUCUUGCUUCAAAUUCUAGCUCUAUAUCCUUCGUCAGCUCUAGUUCAGAACGUAUGAAUAACCUUAUUUUCCGCAGAAACAGUGAAGAUGGCCAAUCAUCUGGAAAUUGGACCUUUCAUGUACAGUUGCCUCCACAGCAGAGUGUACCUACCGAUCCGUUGCCAAAUUUGCCUUCUUCUUUAUCACCAAUCCAUGUUUCUGGAGGCAACGGAAACAGAAGAUCCUCAGAGCUGUCAGUUACUGAUCAUUUUCAGUCAGUAAAAUCGAGUCCAAGUUCAUCACGAAACUCUUCGUCUUUUAAUGAACUUGAAAAUCCAUUAGUGCAAUUGGCUACUUCAGAUCAGAACAAAUUUGGAGAUUUUAAUCCUCCACCUCCGUUGCGUUAUAAUCUUAAUAUGGGACCCGCUAUUGAGAAGCAAGUAAACGAAGAUACACCAAUUGACCUGGAUAUGAAAUCUAUCCCAUUUGCAUCUUACCAGUCCCGUGAAAGUAGUUUGGGUAGGGUCAUCAGUGACCUACCAAGGCCUUCCCUUACCCCAACAUUUGAAAGUACUAAUAGCCAAGGCUCUGUGUCUGCAGUUGUUGGGGAAAAUGAGUUAGAGCCUCUACUUGUCCCAAGAUCAUUAUAUUUGCCAUGGCCUACCAGCACUGUGAAGGCUUUUUCUGAGUUUUUCUAUACUGGCCAAAUCAGUGGAAAAUGGUCAUUUUCUCCUGUUGCACUUGAUUUAAUAAAUAUGGCGAAAUUAUAUGAGGUUCCUCUGUUGUACGAUUUGAUGUCAGAAGUAUUCUAUUCUAUCAUUGGUAAAAAGGAAGACGGUAUGUUGUUGAGUAUAACUUCACUCAAGGAGUUAUUUAUAAAGAAGGUCGCGGUAUUGUUCGAUAAUGAUGAGAAGAAAAUCGAUGAACACCUUAAGGCUCACGUUCAUUACCAAAAGCUAUUAAGAAUAACAGCUUCUAUCGGUUCGAUUGAUGAUGGUUACUUUGAUUUGAAACUGGUUAAAAAAAUUUCCAGGGUAAUCUCUGCAAGUACAGAUGGAAGCAAUGAUGUUGAAAAUGAACGAGGUUUUUCAGGAGACUCUGGAUCGAUAUAUUCAGGGGUUGGAAUACCGUCGUUUAGUGAGGAUUCUCGAGACAAGUUGUCGGCCUUAUUUGCCGGCUUACCUCCUAGUAGAAAAUCAUCAUCGUUCCAUUUGAGAGCUAACACAUUUUCUAGAGCGAAGUCAAGUUUGAGUAAGGAAGUUUCCCAUAAUAUUGAUGAUCGUAAGCGACUUUCCCAAAUAGGGAACAUUCGAGAGGAGAACAAUCCGACUGUUACAAUUCCGUUAAGAACAGCUUCAAACCUUGAAAACGACUUAGAUAUACCAAGCACUGAUGAUGACGGUGAUAUAGAUUCUGAAGAGGACUAUGAAAAUCUUAAAAUUGAUGAUGAGAUGUCAUUGCAUGAUGAAGGCAAAAUAAUUGAUGCCAGAACUUUUUUGCCCGACUCUAAAAACUCAACCAACCAGGAUGAAGCAGAUGAAGAUAUGUUUAAAUUAGCUAAUCCAUACACAACAGAUACUUCAUCGGUGACCACCUCCGACUCCGGUGAGCAGGAUGGUGGACCAGGUCUAAUUUCCUUAUCAAAAAUUGAAAAGAAAUUACGUGAACGUGAUUUAGAAGAGUCUAUAGAUCCACUUACUAAAGUUGCAUCUAAUCCUGAACCAUUUAUCCCUUAUAAACCCACGAAUCCCAUUAGUAAAUGUAAUUCGAAGACAGAACAGCAACCCUCUUCUAGCUCCCCGACUUUGGAUAGUUUAGCCUCACCAAAUGCCUUACCUCCGGUGGACUAUAUCAUGGAAUUGAUUUUUGAAGUUUCUGUACUUACAAAUGAUGUAUUAAUGAUGGUAAGAUCCAUGGAUUGUAUACAGCUGUCUAAAGCAUUGAAGUCUACAAAGAGGAAGUUAUAUGCAGAUAUUGCUUCAUUGGAUGAAAUGGUUCGAAAUAAGGGUAAGGUUGAUGAUACGUUGAAAUCAGGUACCGAAAUACAAAAUUCGAACGAUAAUACUGAAAAGUUUCCAAAGGGACCACCUACUAUGACUGGAAAGUUAUCAAGACCUUCAACACCAGAUCAAAAACAAAACGCAGCCAGCACUAAUGAUUCUUCUCGGUCUCAUUCUCCAAAAUCACAUGAGGCUUUACAUACCGGGCGCGAUUCAGUGAAACAUGAUGAUGAACAUCGUUCUAUUAGAUCUGCUAAAAGUUCUACCAGAAGUUCUGCCUCAUCUAUCAAUUAUUCGGCUUCGCGCAGCAACACGCUCAAGAAACAGACGAACAGUCAUGCUUGUAACUUGACUGCCCCUCCCGCUCAUUCUGCUGGCAUAACAAAACCGAAAAAGAUCAAAGAUUCGUCCACAGUAUCCUCCGGUGGAUUUUCUUUCUUCAACCGAAAGAGGUAG